UGCGCUCAUCUAAAGGCUGGCUGUAAGGUGGAAACUACGGGCUUGUGGUGAAGGCUACGUUUCCCAUGGAAAUCAAACACAUUUGGAAGUCUCCGGGCCGCCAUUUACGAAAGCCUGCAACCUACCAGAAGGCGGUCGGCUGCAUUACUUACGUCGGCGUGAAGAUCAAUGCCUGCAUGAAUGGGAUCCGCAGCGGUCUGCAGAAGGCCGUUGUCAAGGCGCCUAACCAGGACAUCCUCCACUACGCAUGCUGCUCGUACGGUGAUCUGGUUGACUGCCUCGAGCCGGCGCUGACGCCUUGCGAGGAGGCCGGUGGCAAGGAGUUCACGCUCAAGUGGAUGGACCUUGUGUUCGGGGAGGCCCUGAAUCUGGUGUGUGGAAACUACAAAAGGGGAUCCGAGGCCUGCAAAACUCUGCCGAAGCUGCCAGCGCUGGGUCCGAAAGAUCGCAAGCUCGAGGGCUACAUCGAACUCAUCAUUGAGACUGCUACCGCAUUCGGCCGCCGAAGUUAGCACGUGGCUCGCUGUGGGUCCCGCUCCUGCUUUCUUCAGGGACUAGCAGUCUAGUCGGAUCGAUAAGAUGGUGGUUGUCACGGUGCCUAACUUCCACCCAGAAUAAAAAAAAUACCAGAUUUAGUACUUAUAAAAUACACGACACGCUUGUGCGAAGUUACAGAAUCGCAGAAACCCAAGCCUUUUUCCCCCCCCCCGAGAAAUCGUAGUGCAUAAGAAAAUUUGAUGCCUGUAAUGAAGCCACAUAGACUUUUAAAAAUCUCUCAUGGGACCUAUGUUACGGUCCCCAGUUCUCGCCAACUUAAACUCGGUGACCAUUUUUGUUCAUUGCGGACAACGAGUAAACAAAAGUGUAACGCUUGUAUUGGAGUGUCUUGUGGUGCAAUACUUAUUGUCUCACACAGUCCUAUAUUAGACCAUUGGCAGGAAUUACGAGACUACUGUCUUGCUUGUCGUGCUUGCCCCGCGAGAAAAGGAAAGGAUGUAAAAGAAGUAGUCGAGGUCGUGAUAAAACUCGCACCACGUCUAUCUCAUUCUAUCUCAUUGGACAGGAGGACAACUACACCAAAAAUUGAGGGCAUAUGACAAAACACACGCAGGCUAAGCUACAAGUACUACGAUUUACGUCGAUACUCUAAUCCAGCGGUUCGAAACACCUCACGGCACGGUGGCCGAGAAACGAAGGGUCACCCGUUUGCGAGGUGACGACGUCACGAAUUAGACCACGCCUCGUGGUGCGACGGUGAGGCAAAGAUGGCACUUGACGGUCUGGAGACGACCGCGCAGCAGUGAGCCUGCAUUCGAGCCGCACUUGUCGUACAGGAAUGGUCAUCUGGUCCGAGACAGCCUGCGCGCGAGCACCAGUGCUCGGCGCGAAUGCGGUCAUAACCCAGGCCACGAUCGCUGCUGUGUUGAACCGCUGACAGGUGAGACGGCUAUGCCGCGAUCGCCAAUUCCCUCCACAAAGGGUUGCAAAGCACACCACGCUACGUGCCAGGCUGCAGUAGUCGUGCUGGCGAAGCGUUUUCUCAGCCGGUUGGGCGAUUCCUUGACGGUGGACGGUUGUGAUUGACGGUUGGGCGGCAGCUCCCCGGCUAGCCGCGUUCCCUGGAGCCAUGAUUGACGGCAUCCGACCGCUCGGCCUGCUGUCUUCCGUCUGCUGUGUAGAAUGGGAGAGCCUCUUACGCGUGUAAUAGAAGCGACAAUGGUGCGAGCGAAUAGGCUCACACCAUUAUCGCCUAUUAUCACUAACCUAAACUCUAUUUUUCCGUAGUUAUCCACCUGAUAAAAGAGUACAAAAGGUAUGUCCGACAACCGAGCGCUAGACGAAUGUUUGGUUAACCUACGAGGUUUAUUCCCAUUCCCCCCUGCG
Molecule: messenger RNA, 1884 nt
Organism: Dermacentor silvarum
Lineage: Eukaryota; Metazoa; Arthropoda; Arachnida; Ixodida; Ixodidae
Exons: 3
Coding region: 66-512 (148 amino acids)
Source: RefSeq, a predicted model, not a curated record